This is a messenger RNA of Linum tenue, 3271 nucleotides long. Lineage: Eukaryota; Viridiplantae; Streptophyta; Magnoliopsida; Malpighiales; Linaceae. The record is from the annotation of a GenBank genome assembly.
GAAACUUAAAGAGAAAGAAUCUCCAGCAGGCAGCAGAAAGUUAGCACGAAAGUCUCUGGGGAAGUACUAACAAACGCAGCAGAGACGAACUGCAACCAAAUCCCGAGAAAAAGAUGCAGAAACGCACCAUUUACGCCUGGGCAGUAGCCCUCAUCUGCUUCGUGGUGCUCAUGAUCGUUACUCCCGCCAUCCCUCAAUCUCAAGAAUACCAUGAUUUCGCCGACCAGCGCCGAUUCCUCGGAAUCCCCAAUAUGCUCAAUGUGGUGUCGAAUUUCCCUUUCCUUGUUGUCGGGCUAAUCGGACUUGUUCUUUGCUAUCACGGGAACUACUUUAAGCUCAGUUUGCAAGGCGAGCUUUGUGGCUGGACAUGUUUCUUUGUUGGUGUGGGGGCUGUGGCUCUAGGCUCAGCGUACUACCAUCUCGACCCUAAUGAUGCUACCCUCGUGUGGGAUCGAUUACCUGUGAGUUUAACAAUUUUCUUCAGAAAUGGAAUUGUGAUGACUGUUGCGUUUACAUCAAUUAUUGCGAUUUUCAUCAUCGAAAGGGUUGAUGAACGGAAGGGAAUGUUCUCUCUCGUACCUCUAAUUUUGGUUGGGAUUAUAAGCAUUGCAUAUUGGAGUUUCUUCGAUGAUCUUCGCCCGUAUGCUCUGGUUCAGUUUGUUCCUUGCAUUGCUAUUCCACUAAUGGCUAUUCUGCUCCCUCCAAUGUACACUCACUCCACUUACUGGCUUUGGGCAGCAGCUUUUUAUCUUCUUGCUAAGGUAGAAGAAGCUGCAGACAAACCCAUAUACAGCUGGACGCAUCAAAUUGUCAGUGGGCACACCCUUAAGCACCUGUGCGCUGCCAUGGUUCCUGUUUUCUUGACCCUCAUGCUUGCGAAGAGAUCUAUCGAAACCGAGAGAAUAAGUCUGCUUAGCAUGUGGCGGAUUUCUUGGACCAAGUACAAGGAGAACGGCACAAAGGUGGAGACUUACAGUUGCACUUACACAAGCGUACCAGCUCAGGAACAAGCUUGACUGAGUUGCAAUCCAUUAAACUCCCAUGUGAUACCGAAUCCUAACUUCGUAUGCCUCUACUAUGUGAAUUGCCGGCUCAUAUGACCAUCAAACUGAUCAACCAAGAUACGCUAGUUGUUGUACAUGAACAGUAAUGAAUUGUUUGCCCAGUUGGGUGAACCUUAAAAUUGACGAGAAAGAUAUAUUGUCGAGAUAUGAUAUAACUAAAAUACCGCGAUAUUUUGGCAUUUUAUUCUUUUUCCCUCAAUAUAUUGUCCGAAAUGUGAAAAAGGGCCUGAAUAUAAGACCGAAAAUGCAGAAAAUUAUCCAAAAUGUAGGAAAAAUUAUACAUGCUAAAAUACAGAAGGUAUAUAUGGAAACUAAUCAAUAAAAAUGCUAGGAAAAUACAGAAAAAUUAGAAAACGAAUACAUUUCCUGGGGUAGAAAGAAAUGCACUGAGACCAGGAUUGCCAGCUGACUAUUUGAUGUCUAUUUGAUGUUUGGAGCAGGGACUUCCCAAACCUGUGGACUUCUCCAUUAAGCACCCUAAUCGAGCUCUGCAUAUCGAUACUAGUUAUAUGGAUUGAGUUCAAAACCAAAAAAUCAGCUUCACCAAUAAUCCCCACAAGAACAAGUGCCUUUCUCAAACUGAUGGAAUCGAUUCAAAUCUCUUACUACCAUAACCCGUUCGUAUAUCUUCGAUAUAAAUUUGAAAGCUGUGUGGCAGUCUCCACAUAUCCUGAGGUUCUUCGUUAUUCGAAGAACUACUCCCGGGUUUGUGUUGAGAAGACCAAAAGCUACAGCUAGCUUUUCGCUAUGGGUUGUAAGGUUACGCUCCUUCUCUUCUUCACUGACAUCAUGCAGCACCACAGUUGUAUCUGGUACAUACCCGGCUGCCUUCAUCCUUUCAGCCAAUGCCUCAAGAAACAAGUAUAUUUCCUUCGACUCGGUAUGGGACCUGUCCUCACCCAGGAACAGGUGAACUUUGCCAUUGACCUCAAUCCAACUGCAACCAGGAUUCUUUCGUAUUCCUCGGCCUUGAAUAGCAGCUCUCAAAUCAUCUACCUCGCCCCACAUGCCAGCUUCUGCGUACAUGUUCGACAGCAGGAUGUAAUUGCCACUAUUUUCAGGCUCUAACACAAAUAGCUUCCUAGCUGCUAUAUCUGCAGUAUCUAGAUUCUUAUGCAUCUUACUAGCAGCCAACAAUGCCCCCCAAAUGCUUGCCCCUGCUUCCAUAGGCAUUUCGUCGAUCAUCUUCUUUGCUUCCACGAAUCUCCCAGCACGACCCAAGAGAUCAACAAUGCACCCAUAAUGCUCAACUCUUGGUUCCACCGAGAAAACUGGUUUCAUAUUAUUGAAGUACUUCAAACCCAUUUCAACUAGACCUGAGUGGCUGCAUCCGCUCAGCAGGCCAGUAAAUGUGACUGUAUCGGGUCUAACCCCUGCUUCAAUCAUCUCCUCGAAAGUGGCCACAGCUUCCGUUCCACGCCCGUGGGAUGCAUAAGCAGUUACCAUAGUGUUCCAAGCAACUAAAUUUCUAUGAGUUGGGAGCAGUUGAUCGAAACAGCAGCGUGCAUCAACAAGGCUCCCACAUUUAGCAUACAUUGCAAUAAGCGCUGUGCAGACUGAUGGGUUCGAGUCCAUACCGAUACUAGCAGCAUAAUCAUGGAUUUUCCUGCCGCGUUCAAGAGCAGCAGAGUGUGCACAAGCGGGGAGCACACUCAUUAUUGUCACCCAAUUGGGCUUCACAUCAGAAUCAUACUUCAACAUCUCGUCGAACAGAGUUAAUGCUUGCUCAACGAGCCCAUUCUGGGUGUAUCCUGAUAUCAUAGCAGUCCAAGAAACGAUAUUACUGCAAGGAAUCCUCGCAAACAAAUCCUCAGCGACGCGAAUCUCUCCAUCUCUCAUGUAUCCAGCAAUCAGAGCAUUCCACGAGGAUACAUCUCUAACAUCCAUUAUAUCAAACAGCUUGCGUGCAUUCCCUAUUUCGCCACAUUUCACAUACAUGUCGAUCAAAGAAGUUCCAACGUAUGUAUCUAACUCCAACCCAAUCCUCAGACUCAAGCCAUGAACACAUUUGCCAAUCAAAAGAUUCAACAAAUCAGCACAAGACCUCAGUACAAAAGGAAACGUGAAGUUAUCCCCUUGAAAGCCUGACGAAUGCAUCCGAAGAUAAAGCUCUACACUUUUCUGGUGGCAGCCGUAUUUACUAUAAGCACGAAUCAUGGAAUUGUACAAAAUCAGAGAAGGGUUCUGAAUCCUACCGAACAAAACUC